Molecule: messenger RNA, 1525 nt
Organism: Ziziphus jujuba (common jujube)
Lineage: Eukaryota; Viridiplantae; Streptophyta; Magnoliopsida; Rosales; Rhamnaceae
Product: replication protein A 70 kDa DNA-binding subunit B-like
Exons: 8
Coding region: 16-1158 (380 amino acids)
Biological process (GO): DNA recombination; DNA replication; DNA repair
Cellular component (GO): nucleus
Molecular function (GO): DNA binding
Source: RefSeq, a predicted model, not a curated record
AUAUAAUAUAGCAAAAUGAUUAGAGAAGUAAAGCUAAUCAAGGAUAUUCAAGCUCAACAAAGAGGUUGGACAGUAAAAGUGGUGGUUAUUGAGAAAGCAAUGCCACGAGUUUCUAAAUCAAGUCCAAACAAAUAUCAAAGGUUAAUCUUAGCUGAUGAAGAAGGUAAUAAGAUCCAGGCCACAAUAUAUGGUGGAGACAUCCACAUCUUCCGAGACACACUCAUAAUUGGGAAAAAUUAUUAUAUUUCUAAUGCUUGGGUUAAAGAAAUUGGUGCACAAUAUCAGAUUGUUCAAAAUAAUUUGCAAUGGACUAUAAAUGGUCGAACCAUUGUGGAAGAAGUGACUGGAGAUUCAGAGAUAAUUGUGCCUGCUGUUUACAACUUUGUUCCGUUCUCACGACUACACACUUAUAUUGAUUCUCUAUCCCACGUCGAUGUGAUUGGAAUAGCGAUUGAAAUCAAGCCAAAAAAGGAGAUAAUCACGAAUGAUGGCUUAGAGACUGUCCAAGAGAUGACUUUGAUGAAUGAUAAUAUGGAUACUGUGAUGCUCACCAUGUGGAACCAAUUUGUGAACAAUGAAUGUACUCAAAUUUUGAAUAUUAUGAAUAGAAAACCAAUCAUAAUUGGAUGUCGACUUAAAGUUAGCUCAUAUAAUGGUAUUUCGCUUUCAACCAAAUCCUCCAGUUCAUUUGUUAUUGAACCGGAGAUACCACAAGCAGCUGCUUUAUCAAUUUGGUAUAAUGCUAAUGCUGAAAAAGCCAUGGACAUAAUAUGUGGAAGGAUUGGUCUUGAGACAAAGUCACUGUCUACACUUCCUUCUGCUGAGGACAUCAUUACCAUUAAGAUGAUAGAUAAUCAACUUAAUACGAGGAGAAGCUUUUGGAUCAAUGGUCACAUCAAAGUGACAAAUUUGAUUCAACCUUUUUGGUACUUAAGCUGUGAAAAAUGCACAAAAGCAACUGGAUAUGAAUUUGAACAGAGGUUUAACUGCUUGUAUUGCAGACAUGAUCAAGUUAAAGCUAUGCCAAGGUGCCGAGUCAUUGUUGAUUUGAUAGAUGAGUCUUCAUCAUUGAAUGCUACAUUGUUCGGAAAUCAAGCUGAAAAUUUUCUUGGUUGCACUGCAUAUGAGUUGAUGAAUAAAUAUGAUGGGGUAAUAUAAUUCUUUUCAUAUGUGUUUGUGGAAAUGACUGGUUAGUUUUAACUUGUUCUUUGAAAAAACAUAUAUAAAUGAUGUAAAUGCUUAUGUGAGUACUAACUGUGAAUCUUUCUUUUUUUUAGGAUUCUGUUAAAGAUAUUGAAAAAAUUGCCACAUUAUCCAGUAGUCAUAAGCUUCUAAUUCAAGUUAAAGCAUCUAAACAUGAAUAUCGUGAUAUUACAAGAUGGAAAUACACAAUCCUUUCUGUUUGUGAUACUAUUUCAAAAGAAAUCAACACAUUAACAUAAACAGAUACUUCAAAUGAUGCUGAAGUUAGUCAAGUUUUAGAAAUUGUUGAAGAGUAAAGUGGAAAAUCAUUAGGCAUAACUGA